Molecule: messenger RNA, 1501 nt
Organism: Zea mays
Lineage: Eukaryota; Viridiplantae; Streptophyta; Magnoliopsida; Poales; Poaceae
Exons: 4
Coding region: 205-1122 (305 amino acids)
Biological process (GO): regulation of DNA-templated transcription
Molecular function (GO): DNA binding
Source: RefSeq, a predicted model, not a curated record
UCUCUCUCUCCUAGCUAGCCCCCGAUCUGGCCCUCUCUCUCACGCGCUCUAGAACUAGAAGGGCAUCCGCAGAAGUUGACCACGGGUAGGAGAAGGAGGAGGAGGAGUAGAAGCAGCUCCACACCUGUACGUAGCUGCCGCGCGCCGGUGAGCGAGGUCGUUCUUGAGAGCUGUAUAUAUAUAUAUAGCUCCGCGACGACGCCGAUGAUGGCCAUCAAGUCGCUGAGCAUGGUGGAGGCCAGCCUGCCUCCGGGGUUCAGGUUCCACCCGCGCGACGACGAGCUCGUGCUGGACUACCUGGCCAAGAAGCUCGGCGGCGGCGGAGGCCCUGUGGUGGUGAGCAUCUACGGCUGCCCCACCAUGGUCGACGUCGAUCUCAACAAGUGCGAGCCCUGGGACCUUCCCGACAUCGCGUGCAUUGGUGGAAAAGAGUGGUAUUUCUACAGCCUUAGAGAUAGAAAGUAUGCCACUGGCCAGCGUACAAACAGAGCAACUGAUUCGGGAUACUGGAAGGCCACAGGGAAAGACCGUCCAAUAAGCCGGAAAGGGUUACUUGUUGGUAUGCGCAAAACCCUUGUGUUUUAUCAAGGUAGAGCCCCAAAGGGAAAGAAGACCGAGUGGGUUAUGCAUGAGUUUCGCAUGGAAGGGCGAGAUGAUCCCAUGAAAUUACCUUUCAAGGAGGACUGGGUCUUGUGUAGAGUUUUCUACAAGAGUAGGGCAACAGUUGCAAAGCCGCCCACAGAGAGCAGCAGCUUCAAUAUUGAUGCAGCCACAACUUCAUUGCCUCCCCUUAUUGACAACAACUUCAAUAUCUCCUUUGACCAGCCUGGCUCAUCAUCAGUGCAGAACCUAGAGGGUUAUGAGCAAGUGCCCUGCUUCUCCAGUAACCCCUCUCAGCAGCCAUCGUCGUCGAUGAACGCCGCCCGGCUGCCGCCGUCUGCCGCCAUGGCUGAUCCGGAGCAGCAGAUGGGGAAGUCAAUAAUCAAGGAUGUUCUCAUGAGCCAGUUUAGCAGGUUCGAAGGCAGCGUCAAGAGGGAGGCGCCUCCAAGCAAUUUUUCUCAGGAUGGGUUUGAGUACUUAGCUGAGAGUGGCUUCACGCAGAUGUGGAAUUCGUUCAAUUAGUUGAUUAUGUUUUAUAGGAAGAUUAUAUAUAUAUUAUUGUUAUGGAGAGCGAUGCGGAUCGAAAUGCCUCGACGAUAACAGGAUGGAUAUAUAGAUGAGUGCUACAAGAGGCUUGGGUGUGUGUGCCUCCUGUGUGGUAUUGCAUGUAGCCGUAGUAGUAGUAGGUAUAUAUAUACAUAUAGUAGCAGUACCAUCUCAGUACACAUCCUUCAAAAAGAAGGAGAAAUGAAAAGAGAGAUAUAUAUAUGUCUGUAUGCCCUAUGCCAUCAAUUAAUGACGACAGAUGUGUAAAUACAUUAUUUGUGUACUAUGGAGAAAUCAGAAGGAAAAAAAUACAGUGCGUACGUGAUGACAAAAAACAAGAAUAGAAUCUUAUUCA